AUGUUCGAGGUGGUGACGUACGCCUACAAUGGUGCCUCGGCGGCGGUGUACCGUGGAUUGAAAAUAGAAAGGGAGACGCCCAAGACACUAAGGGACCCUGGGACGUUUCUCUCUGGAGCUGUUGCCGGUGGCCUCGGUCGAGUGGUAGCCCUGCCGUUUGACCAGGGCGGUCCGAAGGGCAUUGUGCAGACUGUGGGUCGCCGCGCCCUGCAGUUUGGCUUCCUGAUGAUGUUCUACUGCCCUAUAGCGCACAAGUUACUGCCCACGCUGGAGGAGGACCCGUUGUCGAAGAUGCUGACCACCUUCAUGGUGGGCGCAUUCGCCGGGUUGAAUAUGCGUCUCGUCUCCAACCCCAUCUCGCGCGUCAUGGAUGAGAGCCGUCGCAUGGGGAAGUCGCCCAUGGACGUUGCCCGGAUAAUGAAGAACAAGACCGUAUUGCAGUUCUGGUACACGACACCAAACCUUAUCGCAAACGCCAUAUACUUUGGCACCCUCUUCACCGUCUUCGAGGGUCUUCGUCGCUUCACCGAGCGCAACCUUGCGCCUAUUGUGCAGAACGAGUCGGCGAAGGACACAGUUAUGAUGAGGUAUGAUACUGAGUCGCAGCUUGUUGGGUCGAGUCCGCGUCACCGCGGGCCCUCGGUGGUGGACCACAACUGGAACUGGAAGAACUACACCACCACGAUAGCGUUGAACUUUAUCAUUGGUGGCGCGGCGGCGACGGUGGCAUCAACUGUGUGCUACCCACUUAGUGCACAUCAGUACAUGCAAACAGUGAUUCACGACUCGGCCGUCUGCCGCGGGCUCAUGCCGAUGUUGGUCAAGGAGGUGCCGAUGGUGGCAUUCAUGUUCGGCACGUUCUCUGCCGCCCAGCCUCUCUUGGCGCCGCGUCACGGUGUGCGUUGCGGUUUCGGCUACUAA
Molecule: messenger RNA, 921 nt
Organism: Leishmania braziliensis MHOM/BR/75/M2904
Lineage: Eukaryota; Euglenozoa; Kinetoplastea; Trypanosomatida; Trypanosomatidae
Exons: 1
Coding region: 1-921 (306 amino acids)
Molecular function (GO): ATP transmembrane transporter activity
Source: RefSeq, a predicted model, not a curated record